AUGAUCCAUGACGAGAUAGUUUUGGAUCUGCUGCAAAAACUGGAUGCUUACAAGUCCAUGGGACCAGAUGGAUUGCGCCCUAGAGUGCUGAGGGAUUUGGCAGAUGCAAUUGCCAAGCCACUGUCCAUCAUUCUUCGGCAGUCCUGGCUAACUGGGGAUAUCUCAGUGGAUUGGAAACUGGCAAAUGUGACGCCCAUCUUCAAAAAGGGCCGGAAAGAUAAUCCUGAAAGCCAUUCUGUGUGGGAUUCAUGGUUUGUUUUCAGAUUAUGUUCUUUAUUCAAAAAAAAUUAUUUUAUCUUUUGUAGGAAAGAAUUAAUACUUUCUGGCACUUUAAGUCCACUUAAAGAUUUACAUCUUGGAAAACUGGCGCUAACCAAGUUUCCAAAGAGUCCAGAAACGUGGAUUCAUAGACGAUGGGUGCUGCAGCAGCUAAUUCAGGAAAACUCCUUGCCUGCUGUUGUGAAUAAAGGAAACCUGGGAGUAGCACCUGCGGAGAGAAUUCACCGACUAGUGCAGGAGGAAAUGGACGUCUGCUCUGAAGCUGCUGGGAGAUACCCAAGCAAUUACAAUGCCUGGUCCCAUCGCAUCUGGGUUUUACAGAAUGUGGGAAAGCUGACUACCAAGGUUCUCCUUGAUGAACUUUCUUCCACUAAAUACUGGGUUUCGAUGCACGUCUCAGACCACAGUGGAUUUCAUUACCGCCAGUUCUUACUCAAGUCCUUGAUAGGCAGAACUGUGAAUGAUAAUAAUACACUGGUACAAAAUCAAAUGGGAAAUGAGCAAAAUUCUAGUCUUCAAACGGAGGAGGAAUGUGAAGGAGCAGAAGCUGUUUGUGUGGAGGAGCAGAGUGUGGAUAUCUCCCACUACUUAGAGGAGGAGUUGGAUUUCUGCACUGAUCUGAUCGACACUUACCCAGGGCAUGAAACCUUGUGGUGUCAUAGGAGGUGUGUGUUCUACCUUCAACACCACUUAAUCAACAAACUUCCUCUUCUGAGUGUGGCGGCCUCAUCUGUGGACAGCAGUGAUGAAACUUUGUAUAAUUCACAUCCCAAUCCCACGACAAGCCACAUGGCACAAGUUAUGGAUGUUGAUGGUUUGAAUGAAUCCAGCAGCAAACAAGGUUAUACCCAAGAAACUAAACGCCUAAAGCGUGCUCCUAUGCAGGACUCUUUUGGCCCAGAAAUGGAAUACAGGUUUAUAGAUAAAGUUUUAUCAACUUGUAGAGACGUGGACCAAGCCAGGUUUGCUACUGCUUACAGGAAAUGGUUAGUUACUUUUUUAGGUCAGUGAAGGAAGAAUUUAAAGCCCUGAGAGUUCUUUUAGUGCAAUAUUCUUUUUUUCAGACACAACUGCAUGUCUUGGUUGCAAGUGUUUGCUAACUAUGUUUCUCACUCUUUUAUUGGUCAGUCCUAAAACUUAAAGAGUACAAGUUUAUCACAUUGUUUAUUAAAGAACAGGCAUAUCUUUUGUUAAGCAAAUGCCAUUUGUUGUUCUUUCAUUUUUUUAAGAAGUCACUGGUUUUCCACCUAUGUCAGCUUUCUACCAUGCUGUUGUCUUUAUUUUUAACUUCUGCAUUAAGGUGGACUCGGAGAUACGAUUUAGCAGAGGGUUGUUAGAGUUAGGGCACUAUGGUUAGGCUGCAGUUGGAUUUGAUGAUCCUUGAUGAUUCUAUGAUUCUAUGAUUCCAUGACUCUGAAUGGUGUGGCUUUAAAGGAAAAUAAGGGGAAAGAAAAAAGUUGUCUGCUUUUGAAACAGUGUCUGGAAAAAGAAUAAGAGGAUCUGUCAGUGCCAGCUUAGCCUGGUUCCAGGUAGUUUCUGUUUACUGUACUAGAUCUUGCUCAUACCUUAAAGGAUUCAGACUAUAUUCAGUGACUACUAUUACUUUUGUAUUAGCUACCUUCGGUAGAAUGCCAGGCUGCAGAGUUUCUUCCUUAAAGAAGUAACAGCAUUGGAGUCAUGCCUUUUAUUACUGCGACUUUUUUGUUUCCUUAUAAGUUGUUAAAUGAGUUUGAUAAGAAAGUCUCUGAAACUGAAAUUCUGAAGAGGAAAAUGAAGUAUUUUCUGCCACAAACAUGCAAAGACAGUCAGAGCUAUAUUUGGAAAUAUUUUUCAUAGAGCAGACUUCUUUAACUUCUAAAUGUGUAUUUAUUUAUUUAUUUUACCUCAACAAUUCAGAAUUAAUGACACUUGAUAUACUUUUCUGAAUGUAUUAUGUACACUACAGAAUCUCAGCCUGCUGUGUCACAUAUUGAUAACAUAUGCUUAACCAAGACUGUUCAGGCCCUAUAGAUGGUCAGUGAAAAAAUUCUGCUGUCUGGUUGUUGAAACUAUACAGUUCAAAAAAGGACAGCAGGACAGGACUAUUUCUUUGCUUUUGUUCCUCUGCAGGGCUUCUAUGACUCCUUUCUUCACUGCACUUCUCCAACCAUAGGACCUCUCUUUAUGUAACUAUAAAUUUUAAGGGGAUUUAAUACACAUUUCUAUUCAGUGAAAUUAAACGUGAAUGGUUUGUUUUGUCAUUUCCUUAGGAGUUGUCUUUAUAAGGGACUUUUAAGGGAGAAAGUGUUAUACAACUCUAGAGGUUUGUACAAUGGCAGCAUUACCCCUGUUCCAAACAGAAUAUUAACCAAGGGGAUGAGAUUUUCAAGCUAGAAUCUUUGCCAAAAUUGCUACUUAUUUCUCCUGCGCAAAGUGCCUCCUUACCACAAUGAGUUUCAAGCUGCUGUUUUUGUUGGGCAGAGAGAAGGAACAAGAAAGUGGAAUUAAAAGACAUGUAGCUUGCUUGAAAACUUAUCACUUGAAAAGAAGAAAAGCACUUGAGACGUGGAAUUCCAACACUGCUAAAUAAUUUGGUGGAUAAAGAUUACUCUUGCAUUUCAAAAUGAAAAUCGACCAUCUCUAGUCUUAGAGAAGUUCAUAAUUCAUUUCAGCCGUGGAGUAGCAAACAGACAUUUCUCAGUAUAUGCUCUUGUAUUUAUAAUACCUAGAUAAGACUGAUUUAGGCUAAAGGAUCUUCCUGCGAAAGCGUUGUCUCCAUGAGCAAUUGCAUCUGCCUCUGAAGCUAGGUGUAUAUCAUAUGGCUUCUUGGGUUGCAUCUUGGUUGCUGGUUCUGAUUGCAGAAGAAUGUAACUGAUGUGUGAAACAGGUGUGGGAAUGGUUUAAGAGGAUUAUUAUGUCAUAAGGUGUUUUCUGUGUGAACACUGAAAAAUGAGUAGAUUCAGGAGCAAACUGGAGUCUGAACUGAAGAACUUAACUGGAGGAAAAUUUACACCCAUCCCAGAGGGCACAAAGUGUUUCAUGCAUUAAAGGUAUGUUGAGGCAUGUGCAGUAACCUCAAUCAGCUUGAUUACAGACACCCCAUUAAUAAUUAGUAUGAGCUUGGAAAGCGUGACAUUGGGUGGCAGUCUGUUAAGGACCAUAUUCGUGGUCAUUGAAUAGUUAGAGAGUAACUUGUAUUUUCUUUACCUUCGAAAAAUUACCUCUUGGUAAGAAUAGUAGAAGCAGGCAACAGAAGACUGGGAUGUGGGAUACAAAAUAUUUCUUGAACUGUGGAAGAAAUGCACUGUUCCCACAUUAGUCUUGCACUGGACUAAUUGAUAUUUUUAAAGGAGCUUGCAAGAUUUAUGCUUUCUUAGAGCUAUGUCAUGGAAAUAUUGUGCUAUUGAAUUGACAACCUUUCUGACAUAAACGCUUAAAAUCAAACAGGUGCCUUCAAAUGCAUGUGUUCAGUCCCAGUUUUUGUCAGCACAGCAGGUUCAAAGAUUUGCAAAAGUUGCAUUGUGCAUCCAUACUUGGAAAAUGUUCUGAGAAUGGUGAUUAUGGAUGUUGCUGAUAUUUUCAUUACUUGCAUAAAAAACAUCAGUGGCUGUAGUAUGAGUCCAGAGUUAGAAAACCUAAACCUGAUGGAAAUGCUUCCAAUUUUAAUUGAUUGAAUUGCUGCUUUUAGAAGUGUUUUCAGACCAGACUUUCCUGCACAAAGAAUUGAGCAAUAGAAAUGAUUUUAAUUGAAACAAGUCAUAUUUUCCAUUUUGAAAGACAUGCAAACAGUAAGCUGACAUUCCAUUUUUAUUUUAAGUUAUAUUGAAGAAAAAAACAGAUAACUAAAUUAUUUCAUGCUGACAGUAUCCUGAAGUCUCUUACACAAGAUGAUUGAAAAGGUACUUUCAGCAGAUUGUAUUAAACUCAGAAUUGUAGAAUGUUCUAAACUGAUCUUUGGAACAUACUGAUUCAGUAUUAGUUCAAAGUCUGUCUUGGACAUGACUUGAAAGAAAGAAGAAUGGUUCAGGACAUUGGUAGUUAACAUAUAUAGUUGUUGCUGAGUACAGGUUAAGUAAAUGUUGAAUUCGCUAACAGAAGUUAGGUUAUUUUCAUGUAGUCAACAAACAUUCUCAUGGAGAAAAUGUCCAACAGAAGCUGCAGAAUAUAAAGUGUUGAUUCUCUGUAAGUUCCUUCAAUUAGAAAAUCAAUUGUGUACAGCCUUUAAGCAUCUUCUUACAAAGUUCAGCAUCUUUACUCAUUUUUUUCCCCACUGUAAUAUGAGCUUUACAUUGAUGCAAAUUCUUUUUGUUCACUGGAUUAAAUCUUGUAGAAAUUUAUUUCUGCUAGAAAAAAAAAGGUUUUGAGGAACAAAUGUAAUUUGAAACUACAGAAAUUAGAAUGGAUGUAAUAAUGGGUUGAAUUCUAUGCUGCUACUACAUUAGCUAUUAUUUCACUGGCUUUUAUUAUCUUGUGCAGGGCAGUCACUGGAACAACACAUGCAGCAUUAGAUAUAACUUCAGGAAAGCUAUAUAAAGUCAAUGGUAGAACACAUCACUAUAGCUGCUCAGAUUAGUAUUUGUUAAUCUCCUCCUACCUGAUUAUUAGUGUUUUGUUGACUUAUUACACAUUCUUUAUACAGUCAAAUCCUUGUGACAUUUAAAUAUGGGGAAAAGUAAAUUGCUAAUUUAUACUGUUUAAUUAGCUUGUUUUAAGAUAAAUAAGCAAAGUAACAUAGUAAGGAAGCUUAGAAUCUGUUUUACAAUCAGAAUUUCAGCACUUCCAGUUUCUGCUAUUCCUACUUUAUUAGAAUAUGUAGCUAGAAUCUGUGGGCAGGAGUGAAUUUUUUACUAAGUAAGUAGAUAAUUAAUUUUUAAACAGUAUUGUAUAAUACAGAUGAGCAGAAAUGAAGGGUAUUAGAGAGCUUGUCUGCCUAGGCAGACUCCGCAAGCAUACUUCUUCAGAAUGACAAAUGUUACAAUGCAUGAAAUGUGACUACUACAGAGUAAUGUAAGCAGUGAGUCUUCAGAGACAUGAUGAUUGAGUUUUUGUACAAGAUUCUUAGGGUUUUUUUGCUCUGUCUUCCCUUCUGUGAGGGAAUAAUGUUCUUUGGGUGGUUUUUUGUAUCCAGUGGGAAGCAAGUCUUUGCACUGUAGAGUGGGGAUGAAAAAAAAACCAAUUGUUGGGCAGUUUUGGAAAACAAGCAGAGAAGUGGAAUGUAGAUGUGAUUUUUUUUUUGUAUGUUUGUCUUGUUCUGGGGAUAAAAGUUCUUCACAGUUAGAACUUUUUUUUUUUUUUAAUAAUGUUAUAUCAAGGAAAGACGAUAAAUCAUUAUUCUUAAAUGCACUUAACAUUCAAGUUAGCUUCAAAGGAAGGUCAGUGUCCCUGACUAAGACCAUUUUUCUUCUUUUUUCCCAUGUGUUCAGAGUGUGCUUCCUUCCAAAUUUUUUGCCUGUUCUUCCAACCAGCAAAAGAAGAAUGUAGCAAAGGAGUAAUGAGGUGGCCUCAUUUCAUGUUUAGAUAACUCUGACUACCUCCCAAAAGGUUCUCGUGUUAUUGUCCGUAUGGGGAGUUUGUCAUGCUCACCUUUUUUUGAAGCCUCAUGCUAGGCCUCGAUCCUCUUUUGGAGGUGGAAAGCAGGAGCUUUACCUACAGAGCCAUCUAGUUUCCUAGAAGAGUUUAAAGCAGGACAGAGGGUUGUUUAAAGAAAAUUUUAAAAAGACCAAAAAAAAAAA
Molecule: messenger RNA, 5990 nt
Organism: Meleagris gallopavo (turkey)
Lineage: Eukaryota; Metazoa; Chordata; Aves; Galliformes; Phasianidae
Source: RefSeq, a predicted model, not a curated record